Mercurialis annua (annual mercury) is the source of this 942-nucleotide messenger RNA. Its product is annotated as universal stress protein A-like protein. The transcript has 5 exons. The coding region runs from base 52 to 690 and encodes 212 amino acids. The record is from RefSeq and is a predicted model, not a curated record. NCBI's taxonomy places the organism in Eukaryota, Viridiplantae, Streptophyta, Magnoliopsida, Malpighiales, Euphorbiaceae.
CAAUUAAAAGCCCCAUGCAUUCAAGAAAAUCAACACAAAUAGACUCACAAAAUGCCAGGCGAUAGAAACAUAGGUGUGGCUAUGGAUUUCUCAGGUAGCAGCAAAAAUGCUCUUAACUGGGCCAUCGAUAACUUAGCUGGUAAUGGACACACUCUCUAUAUCGUCCAUGUCCAUUCCAAUUCGCUUGAUCACAAACUCAGGCCUAAAUCUGAUUUAAUUCCGUUGGCUGAGUUUAGAGAGCCUCAGAUUUUGAAUAGUUAUGAUUUGAAGAUUGAUAUGGAAGUUCUUGAUAUGCUUGACACCAUUCACAGACAGAAAAAUGUGAUUGUUGUAUUGAAAAUGUACUGGGGAGGAGAUCCAAGAGAGAAGCUUGUAGAAGCAAUUGAAGAUCUGAAGCUUGAUUGUUUGGUUAUGGGUAGUAGAGGACUGGGCAUUGUCCAAAGGAUUUUGUUGGGUAGUGUGAGCACAUAUGUGAUGACUCAGGCUUCUUGCCCUGUCACCAUUGUCAAAGAACGUGAAUCUAAAAAGAUAACAAAGAUCUUUAUGCCGAAGAAGCUGCUGCUCAGAGAGAAAGGGAGAGACAAAGAAUGCUUUCUAUUCCAGGGCUUAUCGCCCCCAAUGAGAUUUAGGACGAGAUGUUGGAUUCUUAGAAAGGAGGUUAUAUUUUUGAUGCAAGAAGCUAAUUCGUGAAUUUUAAACCAGGAGUUGCCAUUGCCAUCUUGAUUCGGGUACCUGGAAGUCAACGGGUUUAAAACAGAUUACAUUAUCGUAGGCGUAACCCGUAAUCUCUAGUAUUGAUGUGUUGUGUAGCUAGUUUGAUUUUCUUUUACAGUGCUGUGUUCUAUAUGUUUGUUGAGGGGGUUUAGUUUUGGUUCUCCCCCUUAUUCCUGAAAUGUACCUUUGAACCUGCUUUAAUAUAUAUGAGUUUUAUUUGACCCUUUA